Messenger RNA from Tribolium madens (black flour beetle), 1123 nucleotides. RefSeq names its product exosome complex component RRP43-like. Bases 286 to 1101 code for a protein of 271 amino acids. The record is from RefSeq and is a predicted model, not a curated record. NCBI's taxonomy places the organism in Eukaryota, Metazoa, Arthropoda, Insecta, Coleoptera, Tenebrionidae. The transcript has 5 exons. Gene Ontology annotation, cellular component: cytoplasmic exosome (RNase complex); nuclear exosome (RNase complex). Gene Ontology annotation, biological process: nuclear mRNA surveillance; U5 snRNA 3'-end processing; U1 snRNA 3'-end processing.
AGUUUUGGAAGAUUUAACGGAUUUUUGGAACCAAAUCAAUAAUCAAUUCAAAAUUUUUGUUGCUAACCAAACAUAUUAUCGUAAGAGAACGUUUUCAUUAUAAAAACUGCAUUACUCUACUCAAUUUACUCGUUUCAAAUAAAAAUAUUCAACCAUGUUCCCCCCACCAUUGUGGUCAACCAAUCAUAACGAUAUGUCAUUAAUUGUCAACUGUCAAAAAUAAAACGUGCUUUUUGUGUAAUUUAUAAACAAAAAAGUCAAAUUAAAUAAUUAAAUUAGGUUGAGAUGUCAGAACAAUACAAGAUAUUACAUCCCGUCAAAUACUAUAGGGACUAUUUGGCCCAUAAAAUUCGUCCUGAUGGGCGCGAAUUUGGUGAAUAUAGACCCAUCGUCGUUAAUUUGGGUUCAAUUUCAACAGCUGAUGGGUCUGCGAUAGCCAAAGUUGGUCGUACGACAGUGGUUUGUGGGAUUAAAGCUGAGUUGUGUCAGCCCAAGGCUGAGACUGCAAACGAGGGUUUUUUAAUCCCAAAUGUCGAAUUACCACCUUUGUGUUCUUCAAAAUUUCGACCAGGACCCCCAACUGAACAAGCCCAAGUGGCUACCCAGUUAGUUGCUGAUAUUUUAAAAAACUCUGAUUGUUUAGAUUUAAAAACUUUAUGUAUAUUUCCAGACAAAUUAGCUUGGUGUUUAUAUGCUGAUUUAAUUUGUUUGGACUUGGAUGGGGCUUUGAUUGAUGCGUGUGUUAUUGCAUUAAUGGCUGCACUCAAGUCAGUUACUUUGCCUGGGGUGGAGUAUGAUCCAGCCCUUGAUAACAAGCAAGUGAAUGUGCAAGAUAGGAAAGCCUUAAACGUUGCCAACAUACCCAGUUCAACAACUUUUGCAGUGUUUGAUGACAACAUUUUUAUAGACCCAACAGUAGAAGAGGAGGAUUUAAGUACAGCAUUGGUAACAAUUGUGGUCAAGGAAGAAGAGUUGUGUUUUGUCCACAAACCUGGUGGUAGUAUGUUGACAGAAGAACAAUUACUAAACUGUGUGGAAGAAAGUAAAAAACGAGCAACUGUGAUUGAAGAAAUUAUAGAAACAGCUUUUAAAAGUUUAUAAUAAAAACAUUCUUUUAUAAAUG